AUGAAACCAAUUAGAAGCCCAUAUACAAUCAAUACAGCUCCUCCAGAAGAAAUACCUGUAGCUAAGGAAGACGAUAUCCCAAGCCACGAAUUAGUUAAUCCAAAACUAAUGCCAAAUAGUGACCACCACGAAAAAUUUGUAGAUAAAUUUGUUUUGUGGUUAUUUUUAACAUCAAUUUCAACUUCGAGUUUUCAAAAUCAAUGCUUUUUGAUGGUUCCAUAA
This is a messenger RNA of Debaryomyces tyrocola, 222 nucleotides long. The record is from the annotation of a GenBank genome assembly. Lineage: Eukaryota; Fungi; Ascomycota; Pichiomycetes; Serinales; Debaryomycetaceae.